Molecule: messenger RNA, 1316 nt
Organism: Corticium candelabrum
Lineage: Eukaryota; Metazoa; Porifera; Homoscleromorpha; Homosclerophorida; Plakinidae
Product: structural maintenance of chromosomes flexible hinge domain-containing protein 1-like
Exons: 6
Coding region: 525-1289 (254 amino acids)
Biological process (GO): double-strand break repair
Source: RefSeq, a predicted model, not a curated record
CAAGAAACACGCAGCAAGACUAUUACCAAAAUUACAGAAAGGAGAGACUAUGGGUAAAGAGACAAAGGAAAUGUGGGAAAGUAUCGCCUAAAGCAUCGCCAAGAUCUUAUGUGGUGUGUACCCAGAAGGGAACUUCCAAAGAAACCGACGUCACUUGAAUCUGGAAGAGGAAAGCACAGAAACCUAGAACGACAGAGAUACGGAAAAGCAAAUGCAGACAACACCAAUCCAGAAAAACAAGAGGAGCAAGAGAGUAGAAUGGACCAAGACGGCAGAAGAGACCAAAACGACAGGUGAAGGAAUUCUCUCGUUUGCCACAUUUCACAAUUAUUUUAAUUGGAGGAUUGAAAAAAGAACACAUCAAUUUUUUGAGAAAACAGUCUGGUCGUGAAUUUCGUCGAGGAUUGGCUCAUAUCUACCAUUUCUAUUUGCAUGGUAGUCAUGGUAUAUCUACUACAACAGAGAGGAAAAACCAACAUGACAAACUAUUACUAACAGUGACAUACUACCAUCGAGGUGGAGAAAUGAAGGCAUUUGAUUUAAGUGAAGAAUCUGGUGAUGUGGAGAGCCUCUACCAAUUAAAUGCUAGAAGCUCUUAUAAUUUUUCUGUUGACUUAAGAAUUCAAGAGAAGUCUGGAGACAGAGUUUAUCCUGUACAGGGCUUACUGCUGUAUUUUCCAUCAACUCUUGCUGAUGGUGAGACAAUUCCAUACCCAUAUGAUAAGCAUGAAUUAUUCGAAUGUUUCUGGCAAGGGAGGCUCAUACCUCGGACUGUCAUACCUUGUUUGGAUUUCUGUAAGUUGAAGAAACCACGAAUUGCUGCUCAGAGAGACAAAUUGCCAGAUAGUUGCUUCAAGAGACUAAAAGGAAUGCUGUUUUUUGAUCGAACCAUGCUGACAGGACAUAACAAGCUGAAUCUUCUUUUGCCAUCUGAUAUGCUAGGUCGUCGUCUCAAUGAUUGCUUUCACAAACGUGAAGAAAAGAGAUUUUGUGACUGGUUGUCCAAAUGUCACAAAUGUUUAGACGAAGAGUGGGUUUUCUGUGAUGAAACAGAGGUUGGAAGUGGAAAAUACAGAACACUUCAGUUGUCAGGAUCUGUUCAUGGCUGUGUUUUGAGAGCAGGAGAUUAUAUCUGUGUGAAACGCACAAAUCCACACAUGUAUGGAAAGAUAGAGUAUUUUAGCAAAGAGAAGGACAGUGUCUUUAUUUCAAGAAGGCCGUGUAAGCAAACAUUAGAUUUAGGGAAGUACGUGUUACAAUUUAGCAAGUUUGUUGGAUUAAAACAAUAGUAUGUCAAGAGUCUCGUUAUCACCAUG